AUGGCAUGUAUACAAGAAAAAAAAGUCUCUGUCUUUCAGCAGCUCUUUUAUUCCACCGUUCUCUCUUUCCCCCUCUCACUCUUUCCACCUCUCACUCUUUCCACCUCUCCCUUUCCACCACUCUUUCUUUCCGUCUGUAUCUCUCUUUCCACCUCUCUUUCUUUCCACCUCACUCUCUUUCUACCUCUCUCUCUUUCCACUGCUCUCUCUUCCCAUCUUCCCUUACUUUCCACCUCUCUUUUCCACCUCUGUCUUUUCAUCUCUCUAUUUCCACUUCUCUCGCUUUCCACCUCUCUAUCUUCUCGCCUCUUACUUUCCACCACUCUCCCUACCUUUCUCUUCCACACCUCUCUUUCCACCUCUCUCUUUCCAUAUCUCUUUCCACCUUUCGGUCUUACCACCUUUCUCAUUCCACCUCUCUGUUUCCACUUCUCUGUCUUUCCACCUUUCGCUUUCCACUUCUCUGUGAUUGCGUGCAGCUGUCUUUAA
Messenger RNA from Acanthosepion pharaonis, 489 nucleotides. Lineage: Eukaryota; Metazoa; Mollusca; Cephalopoda; Sepiida; Sepiidae. The record is from the annotation of a GenBank genome assembly.